GUGCGCAUCCCUCUGCAGGUGCGCGUACCGCGUCACUGCCUGGUUACAGUUGCCGGGAGGAAAAAAAGAUUUCUUCACUGAGUUAUCGAGACCGCUGAGCGGAGGGAAGAAGUCGGUGUUUGGCUGUUUGUGUGUGAAGUUUUAAGCUCGUCGAAGUUGUGUUUUGUGAGUAGAGGAGAAACAGGUGGAGGCUCGGGCGGAAGGAACAUGGCUAAAAAACAUAACGAAGAAGAAAACGCGGACUCCGAGUACGGGCAACCGGUGCAGUAUGAGCAGAAUUUCAGAGGACCUGUAAAGAACAGAGGGUGUACAGAUAUAAUCUGCUGUAUUCUGUUCCUGCUCGUCAUCCUCGGCUACAUAGUAGUUGGAAUUAUAGCUUGGAUGUAUGGAGAUCCGAGACAUGUUCUUUAUCCAACAAACUCAACCGGCUGGUUUUGUGGCAGUGGACCAAAUAAAGACCGGCCUAACUUGUUGUACUUUGACCUUCUCAAAUGUGCCACAUCUGUCAAUGUGAUGGCAAGUGUUCUCAAUGGCUUCCAGUGUCCCACCACACAGGUGUGUGUGAAAGACUGCCCCUCUAAGUUCUGGGCUGUGCAGGUACCGUCGUAUCUUCCAGGUGUUGAACCUGCAACUGUUUUUAAUCAAAGCCUCUGUGUGCCAUCUUUUAACCUGGAAAGUACCCGACUGACGGUUAAACAAAUUAUAGACCAGGAGCUGUGUCCUUUCAUUCUCAUACCCACAACCCCCGUGUUGGGGAGAUGUUUUCCUGAUAUCACAGCACUGGGGGACAUCCCUUCAUACUUUAACAACGUUCCAGGCUUACCCCCCUCAACCAACAACACCAUUUCCCUCAUCAAAAAUGGCACUGGCACUGGGGGCAUUGUCAAUAGUUUUAAUGCUAAGGACAUCGCCACCCGAAUCUUUGAGGAUUUUGCAUCGUCAUGGCCGUGGAUCAUUGUCGGUUUGAUAAUAGCCAUGCUUGUCAGUCUGCUGUUCCUGCUGCUGUUGAGGUUUAUCGCUCCAGUCAUUGUGUGGGUGCUUAUCCUGGGAGUGUUGGGCACCGGGGCUUAUGGAAUAUGGCACUGCUACUGGGAAUACAGUAACUACAAACAAAACGCUGCUACCAUCACCACAAUUGGACUGACCACAAACUUGAAGAGUUAUCUGGAAGUCCAAGAGACCUGGCUGACUUUCUUGAUAAUUAUAUCCAUAGUGGAGGCGAUCCUUCUGCUGACCCUCAUCUUCCUACGCACCAGAAUCCUCAUAGCCAUCGCCCUCAUCCAGGAGUCCAGCAAAGCAAUCAGCCACAUGAUGUCUGCUCUGCUGUACCCUGUGGUCACCUUUGUUCUCCUGAUGGUGUGUGUGGCUUUCUGGGGCACCACUGCUUUAUAUUUGGCUACCUCAGGAUUGCCCACCUACAAAGUGGUGGCUCUGAACUCCACCAUGAGCGGCUGUGGGAAUAUUGAUGGCACUAAAGAAUGCGACCCCCAGAACUUCACUUCAUCGGAUUACCCGAGCUGCCCCUCAGCCAGCUGCAUCUUCAUCAGCUAUAGCACUGAGGACCUCAUCCGGAACAACCUCAAGUACCUGCACAUCUACAACGUGGUGGCUUUUCUCUGGUGUGUCAACUUUGUCAUUGCUCUGGGACAUUGCACGCUGGCUGGAGCCUUCUCCUCCUACUACUGGGCCUUCAACAAACCGGCUGACAUCCCCACGUUCCCCGUCUUUGGUGGUUUUAUACGCUCUCUCAGGUACCAUGUGGGCUCCUUGGCAUUUGGUGCUUUGAUCCUGACCGUGGUUCAAAUCCUGAGGGUAAUCCUGGAGUACAUUGACCGCAAAACAAGAAAUGCGCAGAAUUGUGUUACACGUUUCAUAAUUUGCUGCAUGAGGUGCUGCUUAUGGUGUCUGGAGAAAUUCAUCAAGUUCAUCAACAGGAAUGCUUACAUCAUGAUUGCCAUUUAUGGGAAAAACUUCUGUGUCUCAGCCAAAAAUGCUUUCCAACUCCUCAUGAGAAAUGUGAUAAGGGUCAUGGUGCUCGAUAAAGUCACAGACCUGCUGCUGUUCUUCGGGAAGCUCAUGGUGGUUGGAGGCGUAAGUGUUUUGUCCUUCUUUUUCUUCUCUGGACGAAUCAAUCUCCCAGGCUCCAACUUCCGCUCUGAAACCCUCAACUACUACUGGAUGCCAAUUAUUACCGUGGCCUUUGGUAGCUACCUCAUAGCUCACGGAUUCUUCAGCGUAUACAACAUGUGUGUCGACACGCUCUUCCUCUGCUUCUUGGAGGACCUGGAGCGUAAUGAUGGUACUACAGAAAAGCCGUAUUAUAUGUCUAAAGGUCUCAUGAAUAUCCUCAACAAAUCCAACAAGGGACGAAAAAAAGCGAAGAAGUGAAGAUGUCUGUCUGGCUUUAUGUAACCAAAGAAAUACUGUCACACAUUCAGGACGUGCUUCUUAUUUGCAUUUUUUAAAUUUUAGACAUCCAUCUUUCCAGCUACGUUUACCAAAACUAAUCUGCAAAUUUUGCACUUUAUAAACAUUUAGGAAAAAAGCUAUUAUUUACUAUUGAUUGUACAUAUAAUAGGACUGAGUGAUUACAUAAUAAAUACAGCCAUCUCUCCAUUUCUCAUCUGGACCAUUAUAAUCUUUGUGUCAAUAGCUUUAAUUCUCCUGCUGGCCAUUUGGUUCCAGUUAAACAGUUUUGAAUGUUAAACUUUGUAGAUUUGAUAUUCUUAAAUAUUUAAAUUGAUUUCAACAAGGUCUUUAUGUAUUUUGAUAUUUGUAAAAAGAUUUUAUACAUUUGUUUGUAUUGGUUGUAUU
Molecule: messenger RNA, 2814 nt
Organism: Archocentrus centrarchus (flier cichlid)
Lineage: Eukaryota; Metazoa; Chordata; Actinopteri; Cichliformes; Cichlidae
Gene: slc44a4
Product: solute carrier family 44 member 4
Exons: 23
Coding region: 208-2388 (726 amino acids)
Biological process (GO): thiamine pyrophosphate transmembrane transport; choline transport
Cellular component (GO): plasma membrane
Molecular function (GO): thiamine pyrophosphate transmembrane transporter activity
Source: RefSeq, a predicted model, not a curated record